This is a messenger RNA of Colletotrichum godetiae, 952 nucleotides long. RefSeq lists its product as uncharacterized. NCBI's taxonomy places the organism in Eukaryota, Fungi, Ascomycota, Sordariomycetes, Glomerellales, Glomerellaceae. The coding region runs from base 255 to 911 and encodes 218 amino acids. The transcript has 2 exons. The record is from RefSeq and is a predicted model, not a curated record.
GUUUUUCAGAUGUUUAUCUUUUGUCGUCCCACACGUUGAAAGCACCAUCUCUUUGCCUUAGUUCCCCAGAAGAGUUCGCUUCAUCCUGUACUGAGCCCGAGUCUGCAGCUUACACAACUCGUUGCUUCGCCCACACCGACUCCAGGCAAUCUUGAACUGAACUUCUUCAAGUGCGCUCUCGACUACCUUGACCAACAGCCCAAGGUCACACACGUUCAUCAGAAGCCACAGAGUCGCUGCUCUAGAUCAUCACCAUGACUGCCGUUGUGACUACGGCCCCAUUGGGCGUCGACCCUCUCGCCCAAAAUAUCAAAGAGAAUGCAGCCAUCAACGUUGACGAGAUCGACAUCAACAACACCGACAGGUUCCUUGUUCACUCUCCCUACACAGAUCCAGAGCACUUGCUAGACCUCGAGACCCUGGAUUAUGAAAAUGCUCUCCUCGCCAGAGCAUUGUCUCAGAUGGAGUGCGUUCGCGCGGACUACGCCACGGCCGGCUACGUUGAAUCCUUCAACUGGGAACAAGUCCUGGGUGAGCUCAGGCGCCUUGUUCAAUCCACUGGGAAAACGUUCAAGGAAACUUCCUUUUACAUUGUGGCAUUCCGAUCGACGAUCCCGCCAUCCACAAUUUAUGAAGAUCUUGGCGUUUUGGACAAGGCCGCGCACGCCGAAGCCAACCAGUUCGGAGGCUUCCUGAAGUAUUGGUUCGGAAGUCCCGACUCAGAAGGCAGAAACUUGGCAACUUGCGUCUGGCGGUCGAGACCAGAUGCCGUCAAAGCCGGCCACGGUCCUGCUCAUCGCCGGGCAAGUCGCGCGACGGCGUCCAUGUACUCGUUCUGGAAAAUUGAUCGUCACCGCCUGAUCGUUCGUGACGGCGCCGAAAGCUGGGAGAUUGUCGAUUGGGUUGACUGAGAGCACCCUCCUUCAGACUGAUGGGUAAAACAAAAGUGACU